GAUUUGCCGUGCCGGGGGUCGCCGGGGAGCACGUUGGAGUCGGUGCGUCGGGCUGGAGACGCUGGAGUCGUUCGGGAUGCGAUUUGAGAGCGCCGAGACACGGCUCUAGGCGCGUCGACAUCGAGAAACGAUCGUUCUGAAACGAAGAAGCAUGGAGCCGAGCGAGGUCGAGUUCCUCGGCGAGAAACAGCUGGUCAGCAUAGUGCCGAACUUCAGCUCUGACGUCAUAUACCUGAUCUCGGGCUCGGUGGGGCCGUUCCGCGCCGGUCUGCCGGUCAAGGUGCCGAUCUGGCUCGCCGUGUGCCUGAAGCAGAAGCAGAAGUGCCGUAUCGUCAGCCAGGAAUGGAUGGACAUCGAGAGCCUGAACGAGAGGAAGGAGAUGGAGAAGAUAUCCAAGCUGUUCACGGCGAUGCCGAGCUGCCAUUACAUGGACGAGAGUCAGAUCUUGCUGAACGUAGCGAACGGCGACAUUCCUGACGUGGACGGAAUAAGAAUCGCCGUGAAGGACAUCUGGGAUAUAAGAAUGUCUAAAUUGCGCACGUCCGUGGACGCUUUUGUGAAGAGCGAGGGAGUGCACGCGAGACUGGAUCAUCUGACCACGAUGGAGAUCAAUGGAAUACGUCCGUUGCUGCCACACGCAUUAGACCAAAUAUUACGGCUACAGUCUGCGAAUACAGGAGAAACGAAUUCCCAGCAAAGCAGUGGAAGUACGUAAAGAAAGUAACAACUAUUACUCAUUCGUUAUUUAUAUUAUUGUGAUAUUGUCAGUAGACGGAUGUGAAUAUUUUUAUAAUCUUUAUAGUUUAAUUGUACAAUUGGAAAAACCUUCAUAUCUGGUAUUUUGUGUGUUGUACACACACACACACACAUACAUACAUACAUACAUGUAUGCAGAGCUUGGUGUCUUGAGUUAAAUCUUCAAUUUAUUUAGUCAAGAGACACAGGCUGCGUUCGGGGAGACGCUAUUAGCGCUGAAAACGUCAGUCUAUCUUCGUUACUCACUAUAUGCCGAACGAAGAUAGAAGAACGCUUUUAGCGCUAAAAGCACCGCUCCCCGAACGCACCUACAAUUACAUUCCUUGAAUUUCUUUUGAUUUUAGACACAGGAGACACGUAUUGUUUUCCCAGUGAAAGAUACAGAUAGUAUCUAUGCAUAUCUGUAUUUGUGUUGGAAUCUUUAAAAGAAAGAUACCAAGCUCUACGUAUGUAGGGUAAGGUGACCAAAUUCGGAUCAACAAUUUGAUGAACCGCUAAUAAGAGACGUGAAAACACGUCGAUGCCUUUUGUGAUAUCGACAAUAUAGCAUAAAGUUGUAAAUAUAUAAAAGCGCAAGAUUUAAGUGAAUUACUUUAAAAUGUCGCUUACUAGCGACUCAUGAAAUUGUUGGCCCGAAUUUGAUCACCUUACUCUGUCAUUUCGUAUUUCAAUAUUUAAUCGUAUUAUAACAUGUAGUACAGAUGCAGGAAAGAAAGUAGACGAUAUUUUAUAUGUGAAUAUUAUACAACACUUUUAUUAGCCAGCUGAUUUUCAAAUUGUUACAUACAUUCACUAGCAUAUCUCGAUCACAUUUUCUCAUUAUUACUAUAUGUGAUAAGUGCGUAUUUACAUUGGUGCAUUUAUCUCGAUUGCUCUUCGUUGUCCAUUAUCGUAUGGCAUUCCGCGUUUAUAUUUACAUUUGCUAAGCUUAUAAUACACACAGUUCCUUAGCAA
This is a messenger RNA of Vollenhovia emeryi, 1710 nucleotides long. It is a transcript of the gene Psf2, whose product is annotated as probable DNA replication complex GINS protein PSF2. Lineage: Eukaryota; Metazoa; Arthropoda; Insecta; Hymenoptera; Formicidae. The transcript has 4 exons. Gene Ontology annotation, cellular component: nucleus; GINS complex. The record is from RefSeq and is a predicted model, not a curated record. Bases 152 to 715 code for a protein of 187 amino acids. Gene Ontology annotation, biological process: DNA replication; double-strand break repair via break-induced replication.